CCUGUAGCGGCAGCAAUGGCGACCGCGUCGGAGCCGGAGGCGGAGGACCCGCUGUGGAGCUUCGUGCGGGUUCUGGAGAAGCGGGAUGGGACAGCCCUUCGGCUACAGCAGUACGGCUCCGGAGGCGUGGGUUGCGUGGUGUGGGACGCCGCCAUCGUCCUUUCCAAGUACCUGGAGACGCCGGCGUUUUCCGGCGACGGGGCCCACGCGCUGAGUCGCCGCUCGGUGCUGGAGCUGGGCUCGGGCACCGGGGCUGUGGGACUCAUGGCCGCGACCCUCGGGGCAGAUGUUGUAGUCACCGAUCUCGAGGAGCUGCAAGACUUGCUGAAAAUGAACAUUAAUAUGAACAAGCAUCUUGUGACUGGUUCUGUUCAAGCCAAGGUACUGAAAUGGGGGGAAGAACUAGAAGACUUGACUUCACCAGACUACAUUUUGAUGGCUGACUGCAUAUACUAUGAGGAGUCAUUGGAACCAUUGCUAAAAACAUUAAAAGAGCUCAGUGGAUCUGAAACAUGUAUUAUAUGUUGCUAUGAACAACGUACAAUGGGGAAAAAUCCAGAAAUUGAGAAGAAAUAUUUUGAGCUCCUCCAACUAGACUUUGACUUUGAGGAAAUCCCUUUGGACAAACAUGAUGAGGAAUACCGAAGUGAAGACAUUCGUAUUAUAUACAUCAAAAAGAAAAAAUCAAAACUACCAUCGUGAAACUCUUUUCCAUCUUACUCACGCCCCUAACACCCGGCAUAAGGUAAAGAUGUGAACAGAGCAUGUGCAUACGGCAUGGCAAGAUUGCCUUUACAGUUUCUCCAGCAUGACCUUAGAGACCUGGCACAUGGAUGACCACCACCACGGACUGCAACGCCUGCCUGCAAUGGGCUUGAAAUCCUACUUAGGUUCUCUAGCUCAGCACCAAGGUCUGCUUAAAAGAAACACUGGGAUCAUCCAAAUAAAAAUAAAUUUGAAGUUAGCCUCAAGUCUGAAGCAGCAUGGUUGACUCAGUGCAUUUUCAAGAAACUAGAGAUAAGUCGAUCCAAUUUCUAAUGAUAUCUAUCUGUUACUAUAUAGUAAUGUUUGGAGGGCUGGUCAUGGUGGUGCACGUCUUUAAUCCCACUAUUUGGGAAGCAGAAACAGGGGAAUCUCUGAGUUCCAGACCAGCUUGUUCUACAGAGUGAAUUCUAGGCAUAACGAGACCUUGCCUCAAGAAAGAAAAGAAAAAAAGGAAGAAAGACCAGAGAUAAGUUGACCCAAUUAGUAAUCAUAGUUAUCUCUUACUGUAUUUGUACAUUAUUUGUUUAACUUGGAAGCAGUAAAUUUUAAUUUGUCUUUCAAGUAAAUUUCAAAGACAGUCACACUUUUAUGUAGUUGUGCAGUAGUGUUUUUUUUCCCUUAUAUUUUAAUACUUACAUGUUCUUUUAAAAGAAACUAAAAAUAUUAUCUUGCAUCUUUAUUGGCCAUAGUUUUGUUUUCCUCCGUCACAGGUUGGUGAGCUUUCUCGAGAGAUAAGGGUACUUAUUGUAGUGAGUCACUAGACAGAUGCUGUCUCCGAAGGCUGGUGAGAAAAGAAAGCCAGUUACAGGUGUUUGUGUUCACAUGGUUCAGUUUUCUUGUAUAUGCCUUCCAAGAAAAUCUGCUUUUAAGAUACAGAUAUUAAAGACAUCAUGUUUACACAAAAUGAUUUUUUUCUAUUAAAAAUUAGUUCAGUACACAUCCUAUCAAAUGCUUUUUACUAUGUUUUCCAAUUUUUGUUCCAAUAAUCAUCUGCUCAAAUGGACUAAUCUGUCAAUGACUUGAAGGACAGCACUGGUUCCAAAAAGUAGUAACCAGAUGGAAUUCUGGAAUUUACAGUCAUUGGUGCUAGAUGGCACAUUUCAUGUGUUGAUGAAAUAAACAUCAUUUUUAAAACCU
Molecule: messenger RNA, 1902 nt
Organism: Cricetulus griseus (Chinese hamster)
Lineage: Eukaryota; Metazoa; Chordata; Mammalia; Rodentia; Cricetidae
Source: RefSeq, a predicted model, not a curated record